AUGGCAGAGCAAGUUAGCAAGAAGAAACUCUCCCCAACUGCUUGUAUCUGUCUCCUGUCGCGCCUGAAAUGCCAGGAAAACUACCUAGUUAAUGUGCAGACUCCCCUGGAAGUUCACUUCUCAGACGAGGAAGAAGCUCCUGAGGAAAGAAAGCUUCUGGCUGAGAUUGACGUCCUACGAGAUCGCCUGGCGGUGAAUUUUAUCGCCGGAAGGACCACAGCACACAACACCGUGGCCAGAGUUCGCGAAGCCAUUGAGGAUUUCAAAGGAAUGGGCGCCAAUAUUCAACAGUACGACUUGAGGGAGUACAGGGAGAGAAUUCUGCAGAUUGAAGAGAAUCUCGUGCGUGUUCAGAACACCAAUAAGCUCAAUCUGGGCAAAUUGAAGUUUGAAAAUUUGGAUAUCCUAGCCACAAUACCACCAGCAGCAGAUCUCCUGAGGGAUGACUGCAAGAAGCACUCAACAAUUCCCAACAGACUCUCGCAGAUGCGUUCCGGAAACCUCAAACCAAUCGACGAGGAGAUUUAUCGGGAUGUCAGGAAGUUUGAUCAAUUCCUAGAGGACUAUGGGGGUCACACUGGAGGUUGGGGAGAGGAGCAGCAUAUGAUUUUCAUGAGAAACAAAACAAAAUACCAAGGAAACGUGAAAAGGAUCACAGAAAAUCUCCUGGAUCUCGUUCCUGGCCUCUCUGCGGAGGAUAUUGAGAACCACAACAAAUGGUAUGAGGAGUACAUAAGACUCAAGGCGAAUCGCAAGAAAAGCCUAGAAGAAUGGAGAAAAUCUAAAUAA
Messenger RNA from Phlebotomus papatasi, 789 nucleotides. RefSeq lists its product as uncharacterized. The record is from RefSeq and is a predicted model, not a curated record. Lineage: Eukaryota; Metazoa; Arthropoda; Insecta; Diptera; Psychodidae. The transcript has a single exon. Bases 1 to 789 code for a protein of 262 amino acids.